This is a messenger RNA of Manihot esculenta (cassava), 746 nucleotides long. RefSeq names its product calmodulin-like protein 30. Gene Ontology annotation, molecular function: calcium ion binding. The transcript has a single exon. Bases 87 to 644 code for a protein of 185 amino acids. The record is from RefSeq and is a predicted model, not a curated record. Lineage: Eukaryota; Viridiplantae; Streptophyta; Magnoliopsida; Malpighiales; Euphorbiaceae.
AUUUGGCUGCUUCAAUCCAUAGAAAGUCUUGUUGUACUUUGCUAUCAUCUCUAUAGCAGGAAGCAGCAGCAUCGUCCAACAAGGUCAUGUCGUCCAAAAAUUACAGUUUUCUCAGUUUUCAUGGCCUUUCAAGAAAACCCUCGUCACUAAAACCUGUCCAGUCAAGAAUCCACAAAGAAAAACAAACUUCACCAAAAUCUUUCCAACCAAAUCAGGAAGAGAUGAAAUGGGUUUUUUCCAAAUUUGACACUAACAAAGAUGGCAAGAUUUCACGGCAAGAGUACAAGUCGGCGUUGAGAAGCUUGGGCAAGGGAAUGAACGAAGAAGAAAUGGCUAAGUCAUUUGAAGCUACUGAUAUUGAUGGAGAUGGGUUCAUAGACUUCGAGGAGUUCAUGGUGAUGAUGAAUAACAUGGGAGAUGGAGUGAAGGCAAGUGAGAUUCAAAGUGCGUUUCAAGCUUUUGAUUUGGAUGGAAAUGGGAAAAUAAGUGCUGAGGAAUUAAUGCAGGUGUUGAAGAAGAUGGGAGAGAGGUCUAGUUUGGAUGCUUGUCGGAAAAUGAUUAAAGGUGUUGAUAAAGAUGGAGAUGGCUUGGUCGACAUAGAUGAAUUCAUGAACAUGAUGACUUGUACCAUGAAGUCUUCCUAAAGACAGAAGGGAAGAACUUACACGUAGAUUUCACUUUAUUUAACAUAUGUAAAUCUCAUUUUGAGUUUACAAAAACUUUGUUAAAAUAAGAUUUUCAACAUA